AUGAUGAUGAUGAGGUCAGAGUUCAUCACGCUGUGCUUCCUGUUUGGAGCCACAGCACACGCCCAGGCUGUCCCAGAAUGCAACAGUGAGUUCCCUUCCUACCAUGCACCGCUCUAGUUCUGACAUCAUACUGACAUCAUACUGACAUCAUACUCCAGUCUGCAGAAGCGUCCCAAAUGGCACCCUAUUCCCUAUAUAGUGCACUACUUUAGACCAGAGAAUGGCACCCUAUUCCCUAUAUAGUGCACUACUUUAGACCAGAGAAUGGCACCCUAUUCCCUAUAUAGUGCACUACUUUAGACCAGAGAAUGGCACCCUAUUCCAUAUAUAGAGCACUACUUUAGACCAGAGAAUGGCACCCUAUUCCAUAUAUAGUGCACUACUUUAGACCAGAGAAUGGCACCCUAUUCCAUAUAUAGAGCACUACUUUAGACCAGAGAGGACCCUAUUCCCUAUAAUGCAAUACUUAGACCCAAAAAGGGCCCCCAUUUCCAAAAUUUGAGCACUACUUUUGACAGGGGGUGGCACCCAUUCCAUUUUUAAGCACCUUUAGACCAAGAAUGGGAAACCCCUUUUCCCAUAUAGUGCACUACUUUGACAGAGAGGCACCCUAUUUCCCUAAUAGAGCACAUUUGACCAGAGAUGGCCCCUUUUCCAAAAAGGCACCUUUAGACCAGAAUGGCACCCAUUCCAUAAGGCCUACAUUAACCCCGAGAAUGGCACCCUAUUCCCAAUAGUGCAAAUUAGACCAGAGAAAGGCACCCUAUUCCCAUAAGUGCACUACUUUUAAACCAGAGAAUGGCACCCUUUCCCUAUAGGGGUAGACCUCUUUCACUUAAAGGAAGUAGACCUCUGUUACACUUAAAAGGAAAUAAUACUUGACGGGCCAUUUUUUAGAUUUUAAAUUUGGGUGUUUUUUGUGUUUAAAUUCAUGCUGUGUUUUGGGUUUCCCUCCCCUAAAGGGGGGGGGGGGGGGGGGGGGGUUUUUGGGGGGGGGGGGGGGGGGUUAAAAUUCAAAAGGGGGUUGUGGGGGUGGUGUUUGGGAACAUUUUAACGUGGUUGUGGGUGUGUGGGUGUUUAAAAUGUCCCCAAAGGGGGUUUUUUGUGUUGUGUUUUUGGGUUUUUGUUUUGUGUGUUAAAAAUGUCCUAACGUGGGUUUGGGGGUGUGUGGUUGUUUUAAAGUCCUAAAGUGGUUGUGUGGGUGGGGUGGUUUUCAGUCCUAACGGGGGGUUUUUGUUUGUUAGUUGUGUGUGGUGUUGUUGUGUUGUUAAAAUGUCCUAAAGUGGUUGUGGUUUUUGGUGUGGUUUUUGUGUGUGUUAAAAUGUCCAAAAAGGUUGGUGUGUGGGGUGAACAUUAAAAAACGGGGGUGUUGGGGGGGGGGUUUUUUUGGUUUGUGGGUGGGGGGUAACAUUUAAGUGGGGGGUUUUUGUGUUUUGGGUUUGUUUGGUGUGUGGGGGGGGUGUUACAUUCCUAACGUGGUUUGGUGUUGUGUUGUGUGUUGUGUUAAAAAUUGGUCCUAAAGUGGUGGGGGUUUUGGGUGGGUGUGUUAACAUGUCCUAAUGGGGUUGUGUGUGUGGUUUUUAACUUCCAAAGUGGUUGUGUGUGGUGUGUGUUAAAAUUCCUAAAAGUGGUUUGGUGUGUUGGGGUGUGUUAACAUUCCUAACGGGUUUGUUUUGGUGUUGGGGGUUUUGUUAACUGUCCUAAAAAGGUUUUGGGGGUGUGUGUGUUAAAAAGUCCUAAAGUGGGUGUGGGGUGUGGGGGGUGUGUGGUUAACAUGUCCUAACGUGGUUUUGGGUGGGGGGGUGUGUUAAAAUGUUAACGGGUUGUUUUUGGGUGGGGGUUUUAAAUGUCCCUAAGGGUGUGGGUGGGUGUGUUGUUAAAAUGUCCUAAGUGGUUUUGGGUUUGGGUGUUGUUUUAACAGUCCUAACGUGGGGUUUGGGUUUGGGGGGGUGUGGUUUAACAUGCCUAACGUGGUUGGUGUGUGUUGGGGGUUAACAGCCCCAAGUGGGUUGGUUUUGUGUGUUUAAAAUGCCUAAGUGGUUGUGUGUGGUGUUUUGUGUGUGUGUUAACAUGUCCUAAGUGGUUGUUUUGUGUGUGGGGGUGUUGUUUAACAUUUAACGUGGUUGGGGGUGGUGGUGUUUGGUUAAAUGUCCAACGUGGUUGUGUGUGUGUGUUGUUAACUGUCCAAGUGGUUUGGGGGGUGGUGUGUUACUGUCCAACGUUGUUGGGGGGUGUGUUGGGGGGUGUGUGUUGUUAAGGGCCUAACGGGUUUUUUGUUGUGUUGUGUUUUGUGGGUUGUUUUUGUGUGUUAAACAUGUCCUAAGUGGGUUUUGGUUUUGUGGGGGUUUUGGGUUAAAAUGUCCUAAAGUGGGUUGUGGGGGGGUGUGUGUUAACAGUCCCCAACGUGGUUUUUUUGUGGGUUUGGGUUUUUGUUGUGUUGGUUUUAACAUGUCCUAACUGGUUUGGGGGUGUGGUGCGUGGUGUUGGUUGGUGUGUGUUGUUAACAGGGGCCAACGUGGUUGUGUGUGUGUGGGUGUGUUAACUUUCCAAGUGUUGUGUGUGUGUGGUGUUUGUUUAAAAUGUCCUAACGUGGUUGUGUGGGGUUUUUUGUGGGUUUUUGGGGGGUGUGGGUUAACAUGUCAAAUGUUUGGUGGGGGUGGUUUUAACAGUCCAACGUGGUUGUGUUGUGUUGGGGUUUACAUUCCUAACGUGGGUUUUGUGUGGUGUGUUUGUUAAAAGUCCUAACGUUUUGUGUUGGUGUGUUAAAAGUCCUAACGUGGUUUGUGUGUUUUGGGGUUUUUUGGGUGUGUGUGGGUGUUUAACGGGCCUAAAAUGGUUGGUGUGUGGGUUUGUUAAAAAUGUCCAAAAUGGGUUUGGGGUUUGUGUGUGGGUUUUGUAAAGUCUACGUGGUUUGUGUGUGGUGGUGUGUUAACAUGUCCUACGUGGUUUGUGGUGUGUGUUAAAAUGUCCUAAAUUGGGUGGUGUGGUGUGUUAAAAAUGUCCCAACGUGGUUGUGUGGUGUGUGUUAACAUUUUCCAAAGUGGUUGUGUGUGUGUGUGGUUUUGUUAAAGUCCUAACUGGUUUUGUGUGUUGUGGUGUGUUAAAAAUGUCCUAAAGUGGUUUUUGGGUGUGUGUUGUGUGUGGUUAACAUGUCCUUAAAGGGUUUUUUGUGUGGUGUGUGUGGGGUUAAAAAUUUCCCCAACGGGUUGUGUGGGUUGUUGGGGUUUAAAAGGGAAAAAUGGUUGUGGUGUUUUGGGUGUGUGUUGGGGUUUAAAUGUUCCAAGUGGUUGUGUGUGUGUGUGUGUGGUUGUUAACAUUUUCCUAACGGUUUUGUGUGGGUGGUUAACAUGUCCUAACGGGGUUUUUUGUGUGGGGGUGUGUGUUAACUGUCUAAGGGGUUGGGGGGUGUGUGUUUUUAAAAUGUCCAAGUGGUUGGGGGUGGGUGUUUGGGGGUUUUUAAAUGUCCUAACUGGUUGGUGUGUGUGGGUGUGUUAAAAAGUCCUAAAAAUGGUUGUGUGUGUUGUGUGUGUGUUUAAAAAGGGCCUAAAAAUGGGGUUGUUGGGGUGUGUUGUGUUUAAAUGUCCCACGGGUUGUGUGGGUGUGUGUUAAAAAUGUCCUAAGUGGUUUGUGGGUGGGGGUUGUGUUUAAAAUGUCCCAAAGUGGUUUUGUGUGGGUUGGGGGUUGGGGGUUAACAUUCCAACUGGUUGGUUGGGUGUUUAACAUUCCUAAAAUGGUUUGGGGUGUUGGUGUGGUUAACUGUCCAAAAAUGGGUGUGUUGGGGGGUGUGUGUGUUAAAUGUCCUAACGUGGUUGUGUGGGGUUUUUUUUUUGUUAACAGUCCUAACGGUUUGGGUGUGUUGUGGUGUGUUAAAAUUUCCAACGUGGUUGUGUGGUGUGUGGUGUGUUUUUAAAAUUCCUAAGUGGUUGUGUGGGGGGUGUGUGUUUAAAUGUUAAUUUGGGGGGUGGGGUGGUUUGUUCCGGGGGUGGUGUUCCCGUCCCCGUGGUUUUGGGGUGGUGUGGGUUUUGCCCCAAAGGGUUGUGGUGUGUGUUGUGUGUUUAACAUUCCUAAAGUGGUUUUUUGGGGUUGGGUUUUGUGUUACAUGUCCCCUUUUUUUGGUGUGUUGUGUGUGGGGGUGUUAAAUGUCCUAACGUGGUUGUGUGUGGUGGGUGUGUGUGUGUUAAAUGCCCAACUGGUUGUUUGUGUGGGGUGUUUGUUGUGUUGUGUGGUUUUGUGUGGUGUUAACAUGUCCUAACUGUUUUUUGGGGUUUUGUUGGUGUUUAAAAGUCCUAAGUGGUUGGGUGGUGGUUUUGUGUUAAAAGUCCCAACGUGGUUGUGUGUGUUGGGGUGGUUAACAUGUCCUAAGUGGGGGUUUGGGGUGGUGUGUGUGUGUUAACAGUCCUAAAUGGUUUGUUGGGGGUUGGGGUGUGUUAAAUUCCUAACUGGUUUUGUGGGGUGUGGGUGUUAACAUGUCCAAGUGGUUGUGUGGUGUGGUGGUUUGUUGGGGUUUUUGUUGUGUUUUGUGUUAACAUUCCCAAGUGGUUGUGUUGUUUUUUUUUUGGGUUUUUUUUUUGUGGGGUUUUUUUUUGUCCUAAAAAUGGUUGUGUGUGUGGGUUGUUUGGGCCCGGGUGUGUUUGGGGGUUGUUGUUUUAAAAUGUCCUAAUGGUUGGGGUGUUUGUGUGUUAAAAAAUGUCCUAACGUGGUUGUUGUGGUUUGGUGUUAACAUUCCUAAAGUGGGUUUUGUGGUGUGGUGUUAACAUUCCUAAGGGUUUUGUGUUUGUUGGUUUUAAAAGUCCCAACGUGGUUGUGUGUUUGGUGUUUAAAUUCCUAAAAGUUUUUUUGUGUUUGUGUGUUUAACAUGUCCUAAAAGUUUUUUUUGUUUUGUUUGGUUAACAUGUCCUAAAAGGGGUUGUGUGUGUGUGUGUUUUAAAAAAUUUCCCAACGUGGUUUGUGGGGUUUUGUGGUGUUUACAGUCCUAACGGGUUGUGUGUUUGGGUGUGUGUUAAAAUGUCCUAAAAGGGUUGUUUUUGGUUUUGUGGUUAACUUUCCUAAGUGGUUGUGGUGUGUUUUGUGUGUGUUAACAUGUUAAAGUGGGUUUUGGGGGUGUGGGUUUGUUUAAAUGUCCAAAGGGGGGGGGGGGUUGGGGGGUGUGUUUUUUUGGGGGGUUGUGGUGUGUUUGAACAGUCCCAAAGUGUUUUGGUGGUGGGUUGUAAAUUUUUUUUGGGGGUUGGGUGGGUUGUGUGUGUUAAAAUGUCCUAAGUGGUUUGUGUGUGUGGGGUGUUAACAUGUCCCAAAUUUUGGGGUUUUUGUGUUAACAGUUUUCCUCGUUUUUGGGGUUUUUUUGGGUUUUUUUUUUUGGUGUGGUUUUAACGUUUAACGUGGGUUUUUUGUGUGUUUUUUUUUUAAAAGUCCUAGUGGUUGUGGUGUGUGGUUUUAAAUUCCUAAAGUGGUUGUGUGUGUGUGUGUGUUUUGGUUUGUUGGGGGUUUUGUGGUGUGGUGUUGGUGGUUUUUUAAAAUUUAAGUGGUUGUGUUGGGUUUUUUGUGUUGUUUAAAAAAAAUUAAAAGGGUUUUUUUUGGGGGGUGUGUGUUUUAAAUUUUCCCAACGGGGGUUUUUGGUUUUUUGUGUGGGGUUUUGGGUUGUGGUUUGUGUGGGGGGUGGGGGGUUUAAAAUGUCCUAAAGUGGGGGUUUGUGUGUGUUGGUUGUGUGUGUUUGGGUUCGUUUUGUGGUGGUGGGGUUUAAAAUGUCCAACGUGGGUUUUUUGUGGGUUUGUGUUUUGGGGUUUUGGGGGUGGUGUUGGUGUGUUAACUGUCCAAGUGGGGUGUGGUGGGGGUGGUGGGUGGGGGUUAACAUGUCCCAAGUGGUUGUGGUGGUGGUGUGUAAAAUGAAAAAAGGUUGGUUGGGGGGUUGGUUUAAAAGUCCCAAUGGGGGGUUUUUUGGGGGGGUUUUUUGUGUAAAAUGUUAAGUGGUUUUGGGGGUGUGGGGGGGUUAAAAGGCAAAAAGGGGGGGUGGGGGGGGUUUUUUGGUUUUAAAGAAAAGGGGGGGGGUUUUUUUUUUGGGGAAAUGCCAAAAGGGGGGUGGGGGGAAAAAGGUGGUGUGUGGGUUUUUGUUUGGUGUGUGUGUGGGGGGGUGUGGGUUUUUGUUGUGUGGUUUGUGGGUUUACAGUCCUAAAUGGUUGGUGUGGUGGGGGGGUUUUAAAUUUAACGUUUUGGGGGGUUUUUGUUGGUUUCAUGUCAAAGGGUUGGGUGUGGGGGGGGUGUUGUUUGUGGUUUUGUGUGUGGGUUGGGGGUGUGUUUUUGGGGUUUUUGUGUGUGUGUGUGUUUAACAGUCCUAACGUGGUUGUGUGGGUUUUUGUUAACAUGUCCUAACGUGGGUUUUUUUGGGGUGUUGUGUGUUAAAGUCCCAAAAUGGUGGGUUUUUGGGUUGUGGGUUUAAAAUGUUUUAAGUGGGUUGGGGGUGUGUGUUGUUUGUUAAAAUGUCCCAAAUUGGGGGUGUGUGGUGUGUGGUUUUAAAUGUCCUAAAGUGGUUUGUGUGGGGUUUUUGGGGGUUCUGUAAAAAAGGGGGGGGUUGGGGGUUUUGGGGGGUGUGUUAAAAGUUAAAGUGGUUGGGUGUGUGUUGUGUUGUUUGUUGUGGUUGUGUGUGUUUGGGGGUGGUGUGUUAACAGUUUUUUGGGGGUUGGUGUUUUGGGGGGUUUUGUGGUUAAAAUUAAGGGGGGUUUUUGUGUGGGUGUGUGGUGUGUUUUAAAAUGCCCAAAGGGUUUGUGUGGUGGUGGUUUCUGUCCUAUGGUUGGUUGUUUUUGUGGUUUGUUGGGGGUUGGGGGGUGGUGUUGUUGUUCCCCUCCCCCCGGUUUUGUGGUGGGUGGUUGGGUUAACAUUCCUAACGUGGUUGUGUUGGGGGUGUGGUUUAAAAAUGUCUUAAAAAAUGGGUUUUGUGUGUGGUGGUUGUGUGUUUUUGUGUUGUGUGUUUGUUGUGGUUGUUUGGGGUGUGGGUGUAAAAGGGGGGGAAAAAAAGGGGUUGGGGUUUUUGUGGGGGGGUGUGGUUUAAAGGAAAAAGGGGGGUGUGUGUGGGUGUUGGAAAAAAGUCCAAAAAGGGGUUUUUGGGGUUGUGGUGUGUUGGGUUGUGGGGGUGUGGGGUUUUGGGGGUUGUUGUGGUUUGUGUUUGUGUGGGGGGUUUGUUUGUUUGUAUGUGGUUGUGUGGGGGGGGUUGGGGGGCCGGAAAUGGGGGGUGUUUGGGGGGUUUUUGUUGUUUUUCCCGGGGUGUUUGGGGGGGGGGUUUUUUUUUUAAAUUUUUUUUUGUGGGGUUGUUUUUCCGGGUGUUUGGGGGGGUGGGUGUUGUGUGUGUUGUUGUUUUGUUUUUUGUUUGUGUUUUGGGGGGUUGGGGUUGGGUUUUAAAGUUAAAAAAAUGGUUUGUGUGUGUUUGGGUGUUUUUAAAUCCAAGGGGUGUGUUUUUGUGUGUGUUACAGUCCAAAUGGUUGUGUGUUUUUGUGGGUGUGUUUUUUGUGUUUUGUUUUUGUUUCCCCCCAAACGGGUUUUUUUUGGUGGUGUUUUAAAAUUUCCCAAGGGGGUUUGUGUGUUGUUUUUUGUUGUUUGAUAAGUGGGUUUUGUUGGUGGGGGUUUUUUACAUUUCCCAAGGGUUGUGUGUGUUUUGUGUGUUUCUGUUCCCCAAAAUGGUGGGGGUGGGGUGGGGUUUAAACAUGUCUGUGGUUUUUGUGUGGGUGGGUGGGUUUUGUGGUGGUGUGGUGUGUGUUGUGUGUUUUGUGGGGUUUGGUGGGUUCGGGUUUGUGUUUUUGUGGGGGGUUGGGGGUGUGUGUGUGUUUGUGUUUGUUAAAAAUGGUUGUGUGUGUGGGUGUUUGUUUUGGGGGGGUGGUGGGGUUUUUGGGUUGGGGUUUUGUUGUGUUGUUUUGUUGUGUUGUUUUGUUGUGUGUGUGUGGUGUUAAAAUUCCCCUUUUGGUUUUUUUUUGUUUGUGGGGGGGGUUUUUGUGGGUUUUUUCUUUCCCCAACGUGGUUUUGUGUGUUUUGGGUGGUUAAAUGCCUAAGUGGUUUUGGGGUUUGUGUGUGUGUUAACAUGUCCUAAGGGUUUUGGUGUGUGUGUUGGUUUUGUGUGUUUGGUUGUUUUGUGUGUGUGGGGGGGUUAAAUUUUCCUAAGGGGGGGGUGGUGUGUGUUUUCCCCUUCCUAACGUGGUUGGGUGUGUGGGGGGUUUUUUUGUGUUGUGGGGGGUUGUUACGUUUUAACUGGUUUUUUGUGUGUGUGUGUGUGUUAACAGGGCCUAAAGGGUGUGGGGGGGGGUUAAAAGAAAAGGGGGGGGGGUGGCGGGGGGGUGGGAAAAGCCAAGGGGGUGGGGGGGGUUUCCUGGGGUGGGGGGAAAGAAAUGGGGGUUUGGGGGGGGGGGGUGGAAAAUGGGGAAGGGGGGGUUUUGGGGGAGGCUUAAGGGGGCCCCAAAAUUUAAAAGGAGCUUUGGUUGGGGGGGGGUGGGGUUUUUUUUUGGGGUUUUUUUAAAAGGGGGACAAUUUAUUUUUUAAAAAUUUUAAAUUUUUUUUUUUAAAAUUUUUAAACCUUUUUGUGGGGUUUUUUUUUGGGGUUUGGGUUGGUUUUUGGGGAAGGGGGGGGUUUGGGUUUUGGGUUUGGGGGGGUUUUUACCUUUGGGGGGGGGGUUUUUCCCCUCCCCUAAAAAAAAAAAAACAGGAAAAAAAAAAAAAACGCCCCCCCCCCCCCCCCCCCCCCCCCCCCCCCCCCCCCCCCCCCUUUCAUUAAACCGGGGAGUUGUGUGUGUUGUUUUUUUUGUUGUGUUUUGUGGGUGGUUUAACAUGUCCUAACGUGGUUGUGUGUGUGUGUGUGUGUGUUGUAACAUGUCCUAAAGUGGUUGUGUGUGUUGUGUGGUAACAUGCCUACGUGGUUGUGUGUGUUGUUUUAACAUGUCUAACGUGUUGUUUGUGUUUUUUUUUUUUUUGUUACAUUCCCUAACGUGGUUUUGUUGGUGUGUGUGUUACUUCCUAACGUGUGUGUGUGUGUGUGUUAACAUGUUCUAACGUGUUGUGUUGUUGUGUGUGUUAACAUGUCCUAACGUGGUGUGUGUGUGUGUGUGUUGUUAGCAUGUCCUAACGUGGUUGUGUGUGUGUGUGUUAACAUGUCCUAACGUGGUUGUGUGUGUGUUGUUAACAUGUCCUAACGUGGUUGUGUGUGUGUGGUGUGUUAACAUGUUCUAACGUGGUUGUGUGUGUGUCCUGCAGGGAAACAUGAGUGUCCUAUAGACGUGUACUUUGCGAUCGACACGUCUGAGACCAUCGCCCUGCAAGAACCUCCCCCUGGAUCACUGGUGGAGAGCAUCAAGGUUCCUCUAUUGAUUGAUUGA
Molecule: messenger RNA, 9344 nt
Organism: Coregonus sp. 'balchen'
Lineage: Eukaryota; Metazoa; Chordata; Actinopteri; Salmoniformes; Salmonidae
Source: the annotation of a GenBank genome assembly